CGACGCGUCUGCUGUGCAGUCUAGUUUGCGAGUGUCUUGAUCGUACUCUCACUCUGAUCUUCAUCGGGAAUUAAAAGUUUGCUUCAACCUUGUGAAAAAUAAUUUUAGACAUGGAAAGAUUUAUUUGGAUAUACUCGGCACUACUUGUGCUGCUGGUUGCUGCUUCGGACGCAGCUAAUUUAUCACAAUUGGUUAAGAAACAAACUCAAGCGAAGCAGACGCUUAUAUCGCCAUCAUUACAGCAGCAGCAGCAGGGGAAUUCCCUUAGUGCCUCAGUCGCCCAGCAGCAAUAUGGGCAGGAAUCCGAGCUGCCAGCUGAGCAGCAGGACAUCAAGAGCGAAGAAGAGGAUGAUGCUUAUCAAAUGCUUCACGAUUUAAAGCAGGACUCGCGACUCCCAGUCUCCCACUCCAACUAUGCGUGGAGUCCCUACGCAGCCACUAACUCGCCCAUCAAUCCUUAUGAAAGUCUUCCAUCAGGCGGGGCAGCGAUUCCCAUGCCGAAGAUGCUGCCAUUUAUUGGCUACGCUCAGCCUGUGCUCAUUCCCUUCCCAUUGUAUAUAGCUCCCGACAUGUUCUAUCCUUCGUAUCCGGGCGCUAACAACGAUCUGGAGGAUGUGGUCAUGUCCAGGGCAGCCGGCGAAAGACGACCCCUCUCGUCACAUUCAUCCCGCAACUCGCCCAUCUACUACGUGCGCUUACCACCCACACCUUAUAUGUUUGUGCCCACAAAUCUGGCGCCUAGUCCCUUUGGAAGCAGUUUCUCGCCUUUGCUGACUUAUCAGCCUAUGCCGACGUUUUCCACCUUUGGCUCUGUAUUCAAUCUACCCGUUAAUUUUCUGGCGAACGGGAAACCUUCAGGAAUUUAUCAAAUGAAUGGCGCGUCCAAUGAGAUAUCAUCGUUCUCUCAGGGAAUCGGAGGUAACAACUUCAAUGUGCGCCCACCCACGCCUAGCAAUCCCUAUAGACCGAUGCCUCCAUCUCCAUCGACUGGUUAUGGACAUGCUCAGCAGAGCUUUGGCCUCUCCACUUUGCCAGCACCGCAACAGGACUCCAAACUAACUUCUCUUAAGCGUCCAUUUGUGUUCAAUGGCCGUCCCGACGAUAUCUAUAUAUUACCCAACAAUAUAUACAACUAUAAUGAACAGAGUUACUACUGAUGACACUUAU
Molecule: messenger RNA, 1167 nt
Organism: Drosophila albomicans
Lineage: Eukaryota; Metazoa; Arthropoda; Insecta; Diptera; Drosophilidae
Exons: 2
Coding region: 111-1157 (348 amino acids)
Source: RefSeq, a predicted model, not a curated record